Molecule: messenger RNA, 1075 nt
Organism: Nasonia vitripennis (jewel wasp)
Lineage: Eukaryota; Metazoa; Arthropoda; Insecta; Hymenoptera; Pteromalidae
Exons: 3
Coding region: 83-748 (221 amino acids)
Source: RefSeq, a predicted model, not a curated record
GCGCCGCUCGCUCGAGCUGACCGUUCCUUAUAAAAGCCGAGGGUAGCCACGUGAGGAUUCAGUGUGCUCACUGCCUACUAGCAUGGACGGCACAGGCAAACUGAAAGCUCUACUGCUUCUGGCCCUCGUGGUGCUCGCCGCGCGAGCGGAGGAGGCCGAGAAGAAGGACGCGGAGGCUGCCCCGGCAGCGCCCGAGGAGAAGAAGGCUGAGGAGAAGUCGAAGCGCGGCCUGGAGCUGAGCCUCGGCGACUUCGGCGGCCACUUCGGCGGCCACCUCGGCGGCUACGGCGACCUGGGCGGACACGGUCUCGGCGGCGGCCACGAGCACAUCACUCACGAGCACAUCAAGGCCACGACCAUCACCAAGCACGUGCCCGUGCUCCAGCCGUACCCCGUCCACGUCGAGAAGCACGUGCCCUACCCGGUCAAGGUGCCCGUCAAGGUGCCCGUCGACAGGCCCUACCCCGUCCACGUGCCCCAGCCCUACCACGUCAUCCACGAGAAGCACGUGCCCUACCCGGUCGAGAAGCCCGUGCCCUACCCCGUCAAGGUUGCCGUCAAGGUGCCCGUGAAAGUACCCUACGAGGUUAAGGUACCCGUCCACGUGCCCGUCGAGGUCCACAAGCCAGUGCCCUACGCGGUCAAGGUCCCCAUCACCAUCAAGGAGCCCUACCCCGUCUACAUCAAGGAGCACCAUCAUGAGCAUCACGGCUGGGCCGGCGACCUCCACGGCUGGGGCCACAUAUAGAGAUCACCCGCAACAGCGUCAUCACCACAGCAAGAGCAAACCAAUAAGCGCGAAUAAUCCCGUUCGUUGUUCUUCCACGACAUGACGAUCUCAUGAGUGAUAUGCAUCCAUCGUAUUAUGUUAAUUCCAUACGCGCACGACGCACACAACUUCGUCGUUGUCGCUAUGUACACACACACGAGUAUUUCGAGAGCCGAGACACGCGGCUCCGAGACGAAAGCUUAUUUUGUAGCAAAAAUAAUUAUUCAUCCGUACGGCUUCGUACGCGCGAGUACAAUACUUUUUACAUGUUCAUGUGAAUAAACUUUAUUUUUUUACUAAAAAAAA